Molecule: messenger RNA, 1124 nt
Organism: Lagopus leucura (white-tailed ptarmigan)
Lineage: Eukaryota; Metazoa; Chordata; Aves; Galliformes; Phasianidae
Gene: TSEN34
Product: tRNA splicing endonuclease subunit 34
Exons: 4
Coding region: 162-911 (249 amino acids)
Biological process (GO): tRNA splicing, via endonucleolytic cleavage and ligation; tRNA-type intron splice site recognition and cleavage
Molecular function (GO): nucleic acid binding; tRNA-intron lyase activity
Source: RefSeq, a predicted model, not a curated record
UCUGGAUGCGGGAAUGACGGACGCCGAGGUCUGUAUGGGGUCUCUAGGGGUCCCUGUGUGUCUCUGUGCCCCCCCAGCCCCCGCUCCGGCUCCACGCGCACCGCGACCGCGUGUUGGUGUGGGCGGCGGAAGCGGUGCGGACGCUGCGGGAGCGGCACCGGAUGUGGGGAGCUUUGGUUGGCGCCCCCUCGCGGCGCGGAGGGGGAAGGCGGCUGCCGCUGCAACUGCUGCCGGAGGAAGGGCGGCUGCUGGAGGAGAUCGGGGCGGCGCGGCUAGAACCGGAACCGGAAACGCGGAGACCGGAAGUGGGCGGGAAAAGGCCGAUAAGCUGCGGACUGGAAGUGGGAGUUGAGGGACCGGAUGUGGGAAUCAAAAGGUCGAGACUGUGCGGAGCAGCGGCGGGGGCAGAGGGAGUGGAAACGGAUGGACGGGAAGCUGGUGAUGAGAGACCGGAAGUUGAUAGUGAAGGACAGGAAGUGAGAUCCGAGGGACUGGAAGUGGAGAAACCGGAAGUUGAAUGUAAAGGACCGGAAACGGAGAGGUGGGAGGUUGAAACGGACUGGCCGGAAGUGGACGCGGUGGGGCCAGAAGUAAAAGCGGAUGAACCGGAAGCGGAAGCGCACCGGGAGCGCCGUUUCCGGGUGUACCGGGACCUGUGGGGGCGGGGGCUGCACCUCACGGCCGGCGGCAAAUUCGGGGGCGACUUCCUGGUGUAUCCCGGCCCCCCCCCGCUGUUCCACGCCGCCGCCGUCGCGCUGUGCCCGCGCAGUUCCGCUCCGUUGCCGCUGGGGGCGCUGCUGAGCGCCGCGCGCCUCGGAACGGCCGCUCGGAAAUCGCUGCUGCUCUGCGCCGCGCCGCCAGGGGGCGCCUGCGAGUACAGCGCGCUGCGCUGGAGGCGGGACAUGGCGUAGCCACGCCCACUUUGAGGUGGAGCUCGACGUGGCCACGCCCACAUUAGCGCCGCUUUUUCUGAGUGGGGGCGUGGUCUCGAUCUGAUCCUGUUUAUAGUGGGCGUGGCUUUGUCCAAAGGGGCGUGGCUUGCGUUGGCCACGCCCCCUCCAUCACGGCACGUUUUGGGGUGAAAUGUGUCGGUUUUGGCAAUAAAUGGUUCGCAUUUUUAGAAA